Electrophorus electricus (electric eel) is the source of this 3587-nucleotide messenger RNA. RefSeq names its product thymocyte selection-associated high mobility group box (gene tox). Lineage: Eukaryota; Metazoa; Chordata; Actinopteri; Gymnotiformes; Gymnotidae. The record is from RefSeq and is a predicted model, not a curated record. Gene Ontology annotation, molecular function: chromatin DNA binding. Gene Ontology annotation, biological process: regulation of transcription by RNA polymerase II; leukocyte differentiation. Gene Ontology annotation, cellular component: nucleus.
AGCACUGGCAAACCUCGCUUCUCUUGGGUUAGAUUGAACAGCUACGCCACAGCUGCACCUACACGACACACACAUCUACUCUCAGCCGUCCAAACAGAGUAACAGCAACGCUUUUACCGCAUGCUCUUGUUUCCGUAAAAGCCGAGGCAGUUAGUUCAACUGCAUUUGUCUAUUUGAUGACAACUAAGACACUGGUUCGUUUAAAAGUUUUUAUCCAAACCGCGAACGGAUGUGAGGUGUAAAAGUGAGGUUCUUUUUCCUUCAUCGCACUCCAGUUUUACCUUCUAGUUUCUCGUCGCACCUUCUUUGUAAUCGGGAAAACGAAUUCAAGUGGGAAAGCGGGAGUUGAUGUUUUUACUGAAAUGGACGUGAGAUUUUAUCCACCUCCACCACAACCACCAUCAGCAACAGAUCCUUCCCGACUGGGACAGUCGCACUAUUCGGAUCCUUCGUAUUGCAAUAAGUACGGCAGUGAGAACAUGUUCAUGGGUAUCCCAGAGCCUGGCCAGGACUUUGUGCCAGCGAACCAGUUCCGCGUUCCCGCCAGCCCCAGCCAAUCGCAGCAGCACAGUCCCAAACAGACAGGUGUGCAGUGGAAGCGAGACGGCCCUGCUCAGCCUGACGGCACACGCCUGCCCUGGCAGUCCUAUCCUGUACCUGGCCUGGGAGAUGAGGAUUUCAACAUCCCCCCGAUCACUCCCCCGACCCUUCCUGAACAUGUCCUGGCCCACCUGCCUGAGACGGACUCUGGAGCAUACCACCCCCUUUGCCCCCCUGUCUCUCAGAAUGGACUGCACCCCUUCCACCUGCAGGGCAUGGACCUGACCGGAAUGUCUGUCCCCAGCAUGGUGGGCCAAGAUGGAGGUCUUCUCACCAACUCGCUCUCAGUGAUGCAACAAAUGGUCCACUCCGAUUCACGGUACGGCAACCAUCCACAAGUAGAUGCACUCAGAACCAGGGUCCAGUCAGGCAUGGUUCCCCAGGGUCAGCUGACUACCAUCAACCAAUCACAACUCAAUACUCAGCUGGGAGUGAGCGGGAAUGGUGGUACCCAUGGCUCUCCAUCUCCUCCCGAGAGCAAGUCGGCUACACCUUCUCCCUCAAGCUCUGUACACGAGGACGACACAGAAGAGGCUCUGAAGAAUGGGGCAGAGAAGAGGCCGGCCUCAGACUUGGCCAAGAAGCCCAAAACUCCCAAAAAGAAGAAGAAGAAGGACCCCAAUGAGCCACAGAAGCCCGUGUCAGCCUAUGCCCUGUUCUUCAGAGACACACAGGCAGCCAUUAAGGGCCAGAACCCCAACGCCACAUUUGGAGAGGUGUCCAAGAUAGUGGCUUCUAUGUGGGAUGGUCUGGGAGAGGAACAGAAACAGGUGUACAAGAAGAAGACAGAAAGCGCUAAGAAGGAGUACCUCAAACAGCUAGCCGCCUACAGGGCCAGCCUUGUCUCCCAGACUUACAGUGACCCGGGCGAUGUGAAAGUGUCUCAGGCUUCUCAGAUGAUGGGCCCCAAGCCUCCUGUGUUCCCUGGGGCAGGGCAGUCCCAUGCAGGCCUCUACAUGGGUUCCCCCUACCAUCAGCAGCCAGGCCUAAGCUCCCAGCUGCCACCCAUGCAGGCAGGCCUGGCUCGAGGGGGCCCAUCCCGGCCCAGUGUCCCCAUGCCAGGCACCGUGAGCAUGGGUGGCAUGGCAGCUACGAGCCCCCCUCCACUCCAGAUCAGCCCCCCACUCCACCAGCACCUUGGCCUGCAGCAGCAGCAGAUCAGCAGCCAUGCAUUGCCACUACACUCACCAUCUAUGGGCCAGGGCUUUCCUCUGCAGGCGGAAUAUCAGAGCAUGAUCAGCGUGUCGUCCUCUGCUGGACCAGGUAUGUCCCCCUCCAUGGACUACCGAGCAGGCUGCAGGAAUGGGCCGAAUCAGAGCCUUGACUGGACCCCCGAUUACUGCAGCAACGGUGCACUGCAGAGAGAUAAAGCCUUGUAUCUGACCUGAGUGAGACCAUCAUUCCCUCAACUCCUUCAGCUCUGCAGGACCAAGGCAGUUCCUCCUCACACUCCAGCAAUCCAGUGACUGAUCUCCAGCCUACUCAUCCAGGCCUUAGACACAACACACAAAACACACACACACACACACACACACACACACACAAAUAAAGUAAAAAAUAACACUGCGUGUUCAUGUGUGAGAGUGAGUAUUGUUCUUUUGUCAUGACUCACUCUUUUAACAGAACCCUUUCUCUAUGGGGUUUGGAAUACAUUUCUUCUCUUAGCCUCUGACAUUCAGACAUUUGGGAGUUUAAAAAUAGUGAAAGCAUGAAAAUGUAAAUUCUAAAAAUAAAAUCACUUUAAAUACAAUCAUAAUCCUUCUGAUGCUAGAGGUUUAGUGCCCCAGCAUCCCACCCCCAAUAACCAGUGUUUUGGUCCUGAUUAAUAUUUAAGAAGCUCGUGAAAUGUGUUAUGGAGAUUGGUCAUGAAUGAGUGAAAGGAAUGGCGUAGGUCAAACUGUGAGCUUGUCAGUCCAUAAGCACUUAUUGCUGGGUCUUCAAGGCUCUAAGAUCUCAAAGACAGAGACAGCGAAUGAAUACCAAAACUGCUAAACUUUUUUGUUGUUGCUGUUUUAAAUAAAGAGAAAAAUCACAAUCUGAAAAAAAAAAAAUCACAUCAGAGAAUGUGUGGAUAAUUUAUCUCCCCCUACACACACUCUCCUUCUCUCUUCUGUCUCCCUCUUUCAAGCUACCCUACUCUCCUUUGUAUAUUUUUUGCUCUCUCUGUAAUGCUCUUUACUAGUGAACUGCCUUAGAAACAGAAUUUUGUUGUAAGUAUAAAGUGAUUGUUCAUAGGGACUGCUAUGAACUACUUAGUGGCUUUUAGCCCAGAUUUCAAGCUGUAAAUAGAAUCUGUGUGAUUAUUACUCCUAGAGUAUAAAGGUUGGAUUUUUUAGUUCCAAUGUGAUUUUGAAUUGGACCACACCGGUUCAUUUUUAGAAGCAAAGAGGGGUAACUAACCGAAAGAUGUUCCAUAUUCCCUUGGCAUUGGUAUCGCCAGCUGAUUAGAGCAAAAAUAUGAAAACUGGAAAUCUUUACUUUACCCAGUUUUAAAGAUGAUGAUGCCACCAACCCUUGAGAUAGCAUGAAAUGUUCUGAGUUCAUAAAAAAAAUAAAUAAAUUUAAAAAAAUAAAGGAAAAAAGUUUAUUUUGUACUACAUAAAAUAACUUCUUUUGUAUCACUUCUGCCAUAUUGAUUUAUGUCAUCCAAGCUAUGUGUAAGAAAGUGUCAGAAGCUUGUAUGGUGUUAAUUGGAAGCAGUGGCAGACCGGAGAGUUGCUGUAUAUCCCUGACAUAUGGCUGAUCAGUUACUAUUCCUCUACACUGUGUCUAUAUGAAAUCUUUUUAUGGUACUUGUUUGCGCCUAUUUAUGAGAAAAAAAAAUGUAACUGUAGGUGGUUUAAGUAAUUAUGUUAGCAUUCUGGGGAUGUUUUUCUGUUCAUUCGUUUUUGCAGAAUUGAUCCAGGCAACAAUGUGAAUAAUUCUUAUUUAGUUUUUAUUGUGUUUGAAGAAUAAAGGCAAACCUGCAUUUUUUGUGCAGUAAUCAA